CUCUCUCUCUCUUUCUCUCUCUCUCUCUCUCUGACGCCCAUUCUGGCCUCUCUCUUCGAUUCGAACCCUAAAGCUUCAGAAUCAGACACUAUCAGUGGAUAGGUUCCGAGCUUCAAUGGAGGCAACCCGACGUGACUGAUAAGUUUUAAGGCUUGGGAACUUGGCAUUUGCAGUGACUAAAUGUACAUAAAAGAGGUAAUUUUUCUCCUCUCAAAAUUCUAGCUGCUGUAAAUUUGUGGGCUGGUUCCAUGCCUGGCAACGAAGUUGGAGAUAGGGUCCACAAUUUCUUUGGUCAAGAGAACUUGUCUCAGGGCCAGCAUCAUUCACAGGCUGGUCACGGAAACUGGCACGGUUUAAAUAACAAUCCUUUAGUCGGAAACCAGAGACAGUUCGGUGCUUCUUUUAUUUCUGAUUUAAAGAACUACAAUGUACAACAAUCAGACUCUGAGAGGGGAGAGGGAAGUCGGUCUUUGCAUGUGCCACAUGGUUUCAACUUGACACAAUCAAAUGUGAGGUCUGAGUUUGGCAGAAGUUUGCCUCAGAACCAGCAUACAACUUUGAAUGGCCAUGUGCAUGGGCAUCAAUUUGUCCAGACAAGGCAGAAUGAAGCAAACUUUGUGGGAGUGGAUACAGAAUCCGAUUGCCAUAAUUUAUCACUGAGAGGCAUAUCUAUUCUUGAGUCACAGCAAGGGAAUGGUCCUGAGCUUACUAAGAAAAACUCAUCAAGGUUGGAAGCUGCUGAAUCUCCCGUUAAUUAUGACUUUUUUGGAGGUCAACAGCAAAUGAGUGGCCAGCAGCCUGCCAUGCUGCAAUCUUUGCCGAGGCAGCAGCCAGGGAUCAAUGACAUUCAGCUUCUACAGCAACAAUUCAUGCUCACACAAAUGCAAGAACUUCACAGGCAGCAACAAGAGGAAAGGCAGCAGAGUUCUAUAAAUCAGGUUUUCCCUGUUCCAAAACAGACAGUUCCCAACCAUUCAGCUGUGCAAAUCAAUGGCAUUCCUAUUAACGAGGCAUCUAAUUCUCCAUGGCUGCCUGAGCUUGUGGCAGGUAACACAAACUGGCUGCAGCGUGGUCCAUCUCCAGUUGUGCAAGGAUCUUCUAGGGGACUUAUGUUAUCCCCCGAGCAAGGCCAGGCAUUGCGUCUGAUGGGAUUGGUUCCUCAACAGGUUGAUCAAUCUUUAUAUGGGGUUCCUAUUUCUAGUGCAAGAAGUACUCCAAAUCAAAAUUCUCAUGUUCAAAUGGAUAAGCCUGCAUUACAGCAGGUAUCAGCCAGUGGUAAUUCAUUUUCAGGUCAUCAGUACUCUACAUUUCCUGGUCAGGUUAGUGUGCAAGAUGAAAAUUUUUCUUCCAGACAGGAUUUUCAAGGUAAAAAUAUGUUCAGUCCUGCUGGAGGCCAAGGCCUAAGCAGUGGAUUUAAUUUGGACCACGUGCAGCAAGUGGAUCCCCAGCAAAGAAGUGCAUCCAUGCAAGAAUUCAAUGGGAGGCAAGAGAUAGCUGGAUCUUCAGAAACAUCACAGGAGAAAACACUGAUGCAGGUUGCCCCUUCACAGAGCGUGUCUUCCUUAGAUCCAACUGAAGAGAAGAUCUUGUUUGGUUCGGAUGACAAUCUGUGGGAUGCCUUUGGAAGGAGCACAGGGGUUUGUAACAUGUUGGAUGCUCCUGAUUUUUUAAGUGGAUUUCCUUCUGUGCAAAGUGGGAGUUGGAGUGCUCUUAUGCAGUCUGCUGUUGCUGAAACUUCUAGUGCUGAUAUAGGGCUUCCAGAAGAGUGGAGUGGCUCGACUUUUGGGGACACAGGGCCUCCGACUGGGAAUCAGCAGCCCUUAACCAUUAAUGAUAGUAGCAAACAGCCAGUUUGGACUGAUAACAACUUGCAGACUGCUUCGGCUUUGAGUUCUAGACCUUUCCCCCCUUCUGAUGAUGCAAAUAGGCCCUCUACGAGUACGAAUUAUUUUAAGGUUCCAGGAUUUCAGCACUCAGGGCUCAAAACUUUGCAUCAACAGGGUGACAGGUUACAAACUGGUUCAUCUCAUACAACUAUUGAACGGUUUCAGCAAGAAGGAAGCAAAUGGUUAGAUCGUAGCCAGCUACAAAAGCCACUUGCUGAAGGCAGUCAUAUUUAUGGAAAUGUUGCUCACUCUUCAGGGGUAGAAAUAAAUGCCAAGAGCAUUUCGGGUUCUUUGGCCCAUCAGCAGAGCAUAUCUUCAUAUAAUAGUGGUGGCCAGCCAUACAGUAGAUCAAGUGGUUGGAACUUCCCGGAAUCUUUUUCACCUGAUAGUGGUGCUACUUUGAAACAUCAUGAGAAUGAAAAAUCAUCUCUGCUGACUCAGAGUAGUGAUCAUAAGGAAGCCACACAAGAAGAAAUUGCCCGUGGUGCUGGUCUAUGGAGGGCUGCUCCUGUUCCCAAUUCAUCUGUUGGAUUGGAACAUGUAAAACCUGGCAUAGGUAGCUUGCAGGUUUACAGGGAAGUUUCCAGUUCUAGUAGUAUUGUUGCGGUACCUAAUUCAAGCACUGCAAGGGCCAACCAGGAAAGAAGCCACCAGCUUCAAAAUAAUAAUAAUCUUGAUUUCUGGAAGGAUGUUCAGUCUUCAGGGAACUCCAAAGGAAAUGAGGUUGUGGGGAAAUACCAGCAUCAUCUCGAUGAGAACCCUCAAGCUUUGCAGUCAUCAGGGAAUAAUGGGUUGGAUAAGGGAGCAGUUGAAACGAAUGAAAUGGAGAACUUAUAUAAAAAAGAAAACUCAAGGGACAGUUUUCACUCUAACACAUUGCUUCAUACUUCCACUGGUGGCUUAAGAGAGAAUGUUUGGUUAGAUGCUAGUGAUUCUCGUACUUUGAUUGGGGGCAAACAAAAGUUAUCCAAUCAAGUUAAUCAAAAACCUGGAGCUCGCAGAUUUCAGUAUCAUCCAAUGGGGGAUGUAGAUGUCGUGGAGCCUUCUUAUGGCGCAAAAUAUAAUGCUAAUCCUCAGGCCUUGGCUCAGCAGGUUUCUCAAGGAUUAAGAGGCCAUAACCAGGUGCAUGCUGACCAGCGAUCAGCUGAUCAUACUGAUAGAAAUUGUAUGGGAUUGGAGAAGGGUGACACCAAAGGCUUAGACGAGUUACCUUCAAAAGGCAUGCUUCCGGGCUAUGUACCUAAUUCAUCUGCUUCCUUUCUCAAAUCUGUGGGUAAUUUUACCCCUAACAAGACAGCUACAUCAAGUCAAAAUAUGCUGGAGCUUCUUCACAAGGUGGAUCAAUCAAAUGAACAUGGUGGCACCAGAAGACACAGUAGCUCUUCUGACUGCUAUCUGUCUUCUGAGAUGCCUGAAACAGAAACUUCUGAUGGACCAUACUGUCACCUUCAGCAAAAUCAGUCUUCCGCUACUCAGGGCUUUGGUUUACAGUUGGCCCCUCCAUCUCAACGGUUGCCAAUUCCUGACCGUGCCUUAUCUUCCCAGAACUCCUUACAAACAGUUCUUGGUUCAUCUCAUGAAGCUUCUAGGACUGAGGAUAAGGGUAACAUGUGGUUGGCUUCCACAGCCUCUGUUCAGUCUUUGACAUCUUCGUGUGAAUCAUCUCAAGGUGAAUUUCGGAAUAAUGUUUCUGGUAGCUUAGGCCAAACAGAAAAUAAACUGUCACAGUACAAAGUCCAAGAAAAAUUUUCUACAGCUUUUAUGUCUGGUUCUUCUUUCUCUAGUAAUCAUCCUCAAGGUCAGCACAUGACUGUUGCAAGUGGACAGCAGAUGCCAAAUCAGUCUGGAAACAUGUCUAUCAACAGGUUUACUUCUCAGUCAAAACAGAUUGAUGAAUCUGGUGAGAGAGCUCAAGCUGGUCAAUCUGCCCUGGAGUCAGCACCAGAUGUCUCCACGAGUACUCAAAAUAACCUUGCUUGUUCUGCGGAGAUGUCCCAGCUGAAUAGUUGUGACCAAACUCGUUCAAGAGAUCCAGCUCAACAAAUCUCAUCUUUGGAGGGCAUGCCAGUCUCUCUGCCUUCUGUUACAGCUGGCAUUUCUCGACCAGAUUCCGUUAAAACAAUAUUUCCUAAUUUUUGGAGCAGUGAUUCAAGCCAGCAACAUUUAUUAGGUGCCCAGCCAUCGAAGGCUUCAUCUAACUUGUUUAAGUCCCACCUACGAUCAGAUAACAAUUCUGGACCUUUGAAUAGUAAAGAUGUCCAGAAAGGAGGGAAUAGUCUAUCUGGAUUUUGUGCAACUUCUUUAAAUUCAGAAGGCUUUGUAGAGCAAUCUGUGAAAGAAAGCCCCGGGCAGCAACUAUCAUCUGAGAAUAUUGACCUUCUCAAACGGACAUCGAGUGUAUUGCAGGGGAAUGAGUCCGUUGUAAACAAUCCUUCUGAUUCAUUUCAUUCAAAUGCUGCUGCUACUCAAAGAGACAUUGAAGCUUUUGGCCGUUCUUUAAGACCAAAUAAUGUUACGCAUCAGGAUUACUCCUUACUGCAUCAAGUACAAGCCAUGAGAAGUGCCGAGAUGGAUCCAAGUAAUCGCAGUAUGAAGAGAUUUAAAGGUCCAGAUUCUGGUAGGGAUGUACAGCACAUAGCUCCUAAAGGAGGACAACAGCCAUCAUAUGGAUACAAUGAUAUGGUUCGAGAUGCAUCGUGUGAUUACAGUUCAGGUCCAUCUGGAGAUUCAAAGAUGCUAAGCUUUUCAGCUAAGCCAGGGGAAAGUCGGGAUACAAAUGCAUCUUCUCAGGAUAUAUUGGCAUUUGAUCUGGACGGUUCUCAUAAUCUAUCAAGUAGUAAUAGUGUAGCUGCUGUUCGAUCUGAGAAUUCUCAGAUUAGUCCCCAGAUGGCACCAUCCUGGUUUGAUCAGCAUGGAACCUUUAAAAAUGGACAGAUGUUGCCAACAUAUGAUUUGCGGAAAACUGCCACUACGAAGGGUUUGGAACAGCCGUUUGUUGUUGGGAGGCCAUCUGACAGUGUACUUGCUUGCAAUUUAAUGGAUCAAGUUAGUGCUACCGCCGAUGCUAGUUAUCUAGCUAAUGUCCGGCAAAGUCGCUCUACAUCGGCAGAAAUUGAAAAGUUGUCAUCCCCUCAUUUAUUGCUUCCUGAUGUCACUGAUCAAAGUCUGGUUGUGAGAUCGAAGAAGCGUAAAAGUGCUACAUCAGGACUUAUACCAUGGCAUAAAGAAUUGGAGGGCUCCCAGAUGCUUCCGAAUAUCAGUGCGGCAGAAUUAGUCUGGGCCCACACUGCAAAUCGACUGAUUGAGAAGAUGGAAGAUGAAGAAGCAGUGGAAGAUGGAUCACCGAUGCUUAGAACAAGCAGAAGGCUAAUUUUGACAACACAACUUAUGCAGCAGCUGCUUCCACCUCCUCCAGCAGCAGUUCUAUCAACUGAUCCUAGCUCACACUGUGAGAGCGUGCCUUACUUUAUUGCUAGAUCAGCAUUAGGAGAUGCAUGCAGUGCAAUCUCGUGCUCUGGAACGGAUACCUGUGUGCCUCCUGACAGUGGAAAACUCCUGUCUGAGAAGCUUGCAACAUUUGGAAGAAUUGAUGGUCAGUACUUAAAAGUCAUGGAAGACUUUAUUGGCAAAGCGAGGAAGCUCGAAAAUGAUCUGUUGAGACUGGACAACAGAGUCUCAAUAGUAGACUUAAGACUGGAAUGCCAGGAACAAGAGAAGUUUUCUGUCAUCAAUCGUUUUGCGAAAUUCCAUGGCCGGGGGCAAGCUGAUGGGGCUGAGACCUCAUUGUCCUCUGAUACAAAUGCAAAUUCUCAAAAAUCUUUCCCCCAGAGAUAUGUUACUGCACUUCCAAUGCCUAGGAAUCUCCCAGACAGGGUACAAUGUCUUUCACUUUGAUCAUUAAUUAAUUGAUUUUUUCCUCUUCCUUGGGCAAAUUGUCUUCA
This is a messenger RNA of Juglans regia (Persian walnut), 5827 nucleotides long. RefSeq lists its product as uncharacterized. The record is from RefSeq and is a predicted model, not a curated record. Bases 249 to 5780 code for a protein of 1843 amino acids. The transcript has 10 exons. Lineage: Eukaryota; Viridiplantae; Streptophyta; Magnoliopsida; Fagales; Juglandaceae.